CAUUCUGGGUAAUGUGGCUUCUGCCACGUUGGUUCGUAUGUGGUGUAUUUCUGAAAAUCAUAUUUGUUUAUAAUAUCGUUUUUGGCCUAUUGUUACGUAUGGACGGGGUUUGUUUAGAGUUUUUGUGAAUUAUAUAUAUAUCGCUGAUUUAUCAGACCGAUUGAACACAUUAUAAUUAGGAGAUUAGGGCAACCGGACUAAAGAUGAGAAUUAAGGAAAUUGACAGAACAGCCAAUGUGGCAUGGUCACCAGUAGAUCAGUACCCUAUAUACCUGGCUACUGGAACAGCAGCUCAACAACUUGAUGCUACAUUCAGCACCACAUCAUCAUUAGAAUGUUAUAGCUUAAAUCUGGCAGAAGCAACAUUAGAUAUGCCUUUAGUUUGUUCAAACCAAUCAGAUUUCAGGUUUCAUGAAGUAUUGUGGGGAUCAUUUGGUAUUGGAACAUCAGAUUAUCCUGCUGGUGUGAUUGUUACUGGUGCUGAUAAUGGAGAUAUACAAGUAUUUAAUGCUGAUGCCCUGAUUAACCAAAGAGAAAAAAGUUUAAUAUAUACCCAGUCUAGACAUACCGGUGCUGUACGAGCUUUAGAUUUAAAUCCUUUUCAAGCAAACUUACUUGCAUCAGGUGGAGGAGAAUCAGAAAUUUAUAUUUGGGAUUUAAAUAAACCUGAAAAUCCCAUGACACCAGGACAGAAAUCUCAGCCAUUAGAAGAUGUAGCAUGUGUUGCGUGGAAUAGACAAGUACAGCAUAUCCUGGGUUCAACACUUACAGCUAGAUGUGUGGUGUGGGAUUUACGUAAAAAUGAACCCAUUAUCAAAGUCAGUGAUAGCAUGUCUAGGAUCAAGUGUAAACAACUAGCUUGGCAUCCUGAAGUAGCUACCCAGUUAAUGUUGUCAUCAGAAGAUGAUCAUACACCGGUUAUACAAUUAUGGGAUUUAAGAUAUGCCACAUCCCCACUUAAAGUUUUAGAAAAUCAUAAGAGGGGUGUUUUGUCUAUGGCCUGGUGUCCUCAAGAUCCAGAUCUACUUCUUAGCUGUGGUAAAGACAACAGAAUUCUCUGUUGGAAUCCAAACAGUAAUGUACAAGGAGGGGAGGUUGUUUAUGAAAUACCAACUAGUAAUCAAUGGUGUUUUGAUGUACAAUGGUGUCCUAGAAACCCAUCACUUAUAUCUGGUGCUACCUUUGAUGGUCAUAUUACUAUUUAUAGUUUAAUGGGUGGUGGACAUCCAAUACAGCCCAGUAAUAAGGUGGCCGAGUCGUUCAAUACUGUAGAACCAUUUGCCCAGGCACCAGUACCAGUUCCACAAGAACAAGACAAAGUAAUGCCUCUACAAAAACCACCAAAAUGGUUAAGAAAACCAGUAGGAGCUUCAUUUGCAUUUGGUGGAAAAUUAGUCAGUUUUAGUCAUACAAAGCCUCAGAAUCCACAACAGCCAGUACCAAAACAAGUAUUUAUAAGUCAAGUUGUAACAGAGACAGAAAUAAUCAACAGAUCUAGUCAAUUAGAACAAGCAACUAAUAAUAAUCAAUUCGUGGAAUUCUGUGCUAUGAAAGCCUCGAAUAGCGGUAACCGCAUGGAAGAAAGUAUUUGGAACUUUUUAAAGGUUAACUUUGAAAAAGAACCCAGAAAGGAGUUCUUACAGUUAUUAGGUUAUGACGAAAAUGAUCUGGCUGCAAAGGUAAAUAAUCAUACAGCAGCAGAAGCUGAGAGAAAUAAAGGUGUUGAUGCCUCUGAGUUGGCACAAAAAAUGUCUCAACUAGGAUCAAAUGAUCUUCUUGGUGUUAAUCUUCCGUCAAGUGGUCAAGCUUCUCCUAGUGUUGGAUCAAAGACACCUAAUGAUAGUCGUGAUGAAUUAUCUGAUGGAUCAGCAGCGUUUGAUGAAAUAGCUACAGCACAAACAUAUCCUGGUUUAAAAACACCUCUAGUUAUACCUAAAGAUAAUGAUGCUGAUGGAUUAAUGACACAAGCUUUACUAACUGGUAAUUUUGAAGCAGCUGUUGAUAUGUGCUUGAGUGAGAAUAAAAUGGCUGAAGCUAUAAUACUAGCUAUUGCAGGUGGUCAGGAAUUACUCAGCAGAACACAGAAAAUAUAUUUUAAGCAGAAUAAGAGCAAUCUAGGAAGAUUAAUAUCAUCAAUAGUUACCAAUGACUGGACACAUAUUAUUGAAACAUGUGAUUUAGAUAAUUGGAAGGAAGCUUUAGCAGUUAUAUUAACUUAUUCUAAACCUGAAGAAUUUUCUCCUUUAUGUGAUGCACUUGCAUCUCGUCUAGAAUCCGAGAAUAAUGGUAAACUAUCAUUAUAUGCCAGUCUAUGUUAUAUAUGUUCUGGUAAUAUAGAAAGACUUGUGGAAAACUGGAUACGUAACACAGAAAAUAAUAAUGAACCAUUAGCUCUUCAGGAUCUUGUGGAGAAAGUUAUGAUAUUAAGAAAAGCUGUGGCUGUAACAAGAGGAACUGUACCAGAGAUUGCUAGUGGACCAUUAGCUGAAAGAUUAAAUCAAUAUGCUGGUAUAUUAGCUGCUCAGGGUAACCUCUAUACUGCUCUAGGAUAUCUUAAAAAUGCUAGUGAGCCUAGUCUUGCCAUUUUACUAGAUAGAUUAUAUCAGGCAAUAAGUCAACCAAUACCUGGAAUGGCUCAGCCACAAUUCCCUUUCCAGAAAAUUAACUUACUUCCAGUUGGUGCCAGGCAACCACAGCAGCAACCACAGCAACCACAACAACAACAACAGCGUGGUAUACAGCAACGACAGCCACAGAGACAUUCACAUCAAACACAAGCGUCAAGUGGAUUCCAGACUACGACAACACCGUCAUCAAGUUAUUAUAACCCUGUAACUUAUCAACAACAAUAUCCAUCAAUGAAUGGACCUGCUAAUACACAGCCAACAUAUACACCAUACCAACCUGCUGUUAGUGCAGCUCCUGUACCUAAUAAAGGACCCUUGUCACAUAAAUAUCCCACUCCUAUACAGCCAACUAGUAAUUAUGGUAUGGAUACCUAUUCCCAGCCUAAUUUUAUGCAACCUCAGUAUCAACCAACAGCACCUUAUUCACAAAGUCAAAAUUAUUAUGAUUAUAAUGCACCAACAUCAGUAAACAAUCAACCAUCAAGUGUUUAUGAUCCUAUGGCAACUCCAGGUGGUCCAUACAAUCCACCACCACCACCUAACAUGACCGGACCAGUUGCACCAUCGUAUCAAGAUGUUAAAGCAGAUAAUGCCUGGAAUGAUCCUCCAUUAGUAAAAGAGAAAAAACAGCAGACUCCAAAAUAUGAUGGUCAAACGCCUACAUCCUAUUAUGGUGGUGUAUCUCAACAGUGUACAGAUCAAGGUCCUCCUGGUGCUCCUAAUUAUAGUAAUCUCUAUAAUCCACAGGAACAUCAAGUACAACAGAUGCCUGCUUCAUAUAACUAUUCAAAUAUACAGAAGGUGGCUGAACAGAAGCCUGCACCUGUACAAGAACCGCCUAAACCGGUAGUUAAAGCACCAAUACCACAAGAACAUCAAGUUAUAGAAGAUGUAUUUGGUAAACUAGUCAAUAAUUGUUUACAGGCUGCUAGUAAUGCCCAAAUGAAGAGAAAGUUAGAAGAUGUAUCUAGAAAAUUAGAAAUAUUAUAUGAUAAAUUACGUGAUUGUACUUUAUCUCAAAAUGUAUUGAUGGGAUUACAUCAGAUUAUUCAGUAUAUACAACAAUAUGAUUAUACUACCAGUCUAGCUGUUUAUACACAGAUGAUUAGUCAGGGCAACUUCUCAGAAAUCAGUGCCUUUAUGCCUGGUGUUAAAGUUCUACUCCAAACAGCUACACAACUACAAGUUUAUCUUCAAUAAAACUAGGACUAAAAAUAUAAUACUUUUAUCAAUUGAUUAUGACAUGUAUAUUAAAGAUCCAAAGCAACAGAUGGCCAAUACUCAUUUUCCUUAUUUGAAUUUUCAAAAAUAAGUUCUCUAUAGAUACCAAUGAUUAAAACAAUGUACAUAUGUAAAAUGCCAUCAUGACAUGUUCAGGUAUCAGCUGUCUAAGAAACAUGAUACUGCAAACAAUAACAAUGAUCUGAGAGAAAGGCAAAAUGGUGGUAUUAACUCAGUAGAAAUUAAUGGCCAUAAGUUCUGUUAGGAUUGAUCAGUCUAUAUUUGCCUUUUAGUGUGGAAUAGUGUAAUUAUAUCUGUAGAAAUUAUAAAACGUAUGAAAUCAAUAAUUAUUUUUAAAAAAUCAACAUUGCAUUUGUCUGUGCUUCUCAUAUCAGCUUAGUCCAAAUGAAAUCCCAUGAUAUUUAUUAAGUUUAGCUAAAUUGUACAUUAUCAACUACAGUAUCUAUUUCUGUUAUUGUACAAUACCAGCUAAUGUGAAAAUAAGUCUUGUGUGACAUUUGUUCUUAGCUAUAUUUUACAUAAGCUGACAAUUCUUUGUUCUGUUAUUGUAUAUGCCAAAGUGGAAAUGGUCUCCUGUAUUCAUUAUAACCAUGUAUGAAAAUUGAUAAUUGUAAAUAAACAUGUAUCUUAUUCAAUCUGUUAUUGUACAUGUAAUUUUAUGUAUUUUGUACAUUCUGUUAUUUUUGUUAUAUCUUCCAUUACCCUGGUUUUGAAGCCCCAUGUUCAAAUGGUAGAUUGGAUCUUUUUAUGCAAGCACAUCAAUAAUAAUAGUUCUUUAAUCACCUGUUUCAGUAAAUGGAACUAAUCAUUAGAAUGGUUGUAAACUAGAUUUACUUGAUCUACAGUUGUUUAUUACUUCAGUAGAAUUUGAUGAGUCAUGAUCUUCAAAAUUUAAGAAAUGGGAUACGGUUGUUCUGAUUUGGAUAUACAUAUUAUCACUCUGUUACAUUCACUUAAUUAAAUAGUUAAUGCGUUUAUUUUUUGGCACGGUGUUAUUUCAUAAUCAGGGCACAUGAAGAUACUGUUAUUACUAAAUGUAUAGGAUAUUGUUUGUGUGCAUAGUAAUUCUUGUUGCAAGAACUUUAUUUACUAUAAUCAGAUUUAUUUGAUGUAUUCAACAUAUAUUUAUUUAUAAUUACAUAUGUGUAUGAAUACAUUAUUAUGUAAUAUAUUUCAUCUCAUUUCAAAUUAUCUGUAGAACAUUGUAUACUGCCAUUUAGCAGAUGCAUAAACAGUAAUCAGUCUACUACACCUGCAUUUUUCAAGUCAUUUAAAACAAAAAGAAACUGAAUCAAAUAGCUUAGCAAAUUUACAAAUUGAAAGUAUUUUAUUCAAGAUAAUUUAAUUUAUCAUGACUUUAUAGUAAUCAAUACUGGUAGUGGACAAGCACAGAGAAGAAAUGUAAGAAGUAGUAUUACAUGUAAAAUUUGUAAUGUUACUGAAUGUCGAGAAGAUAAUAUAUAAUUAUAUAAAUAAAAUAUACUGAUAAUAAAAGACUAGUUGUAA
This is a messenger RNA of Patella vulgata (common limpet), 5375 nucleotides long. RefSeq names its product protein transport protein Sec31A. The record is from RefSeq and is a predicted model, not a curated record. Gene Ontology annotation, cellular component: endoplasmic reticulum exit site; COPII vesicle coat. The coding region runs from base 204 to 3827 and encodes 1207 amino acids. Gene Ontology annotation, biological process: COPII-coated vesicle cargo loading; intracellular protein transport; endoplasmic reticulum to Golgi vesicle-mediated transport. The transcript is spliced from 28 exons. Gene Ontology annotation, molecular function: structural molecule activity; protein binding. NCBI's taxonomy places the organism in Eukaryota, Metazoa, Mollusca, Gastropoda, Patellidae.